AUAACUAAGCGGAGGUAAUCGGGACUACCAACAGUAACUAUUACCCCCAACCAACCCUCCCCUUAACAGUGACACCUCUUACAAAAACGCUGUGUUUGUUGCUGUCUUUCCCUGCCAAAACGGUGAGAACCAUUCUGCUCACAAGAGACGGAGUCGCUUUCGAAGUAAUGGAUGAAAGAACAGAAGUUGAAGAAAGAGAGAGAGUGGAAGAGGUGAAGGAAGGAGUAGCAUCAAUAGCAUUAUUGCCAUGUGGGUCCAUCUCUGGGCACUUCAUUCAUGUUCCUCACUCUAUCUGCUAUGGCCUUCACGGCACUGAGUUAUCUUGCGAAAGGGAAUGCAGCAGAGGGGAGGAUUAUCGGUUGAUCAAGCUCACAGUCAUUGACUACAAUAGAAAGAAAGAACAAGCUGUUGUAGUCGAGUGUAGAGGCCAUGAUGCUGCUCGGUUCCACAACAUUGAUCAUGCUCAUGGUUGGGAGAAGGAUGUUGUAGGAAUGGUUGAACAAAAGCAUGGGAAGAAUAAGAUUCAAGUUUCAUUUGAAUGUGAGACACUGAAAGCCGAUAAAGCAGCUGAAGAUCAUAUUAUGCAGUUCAUGCCCAAACUAGCUGGGAUGGAUGCUGUUGUUAAUAUUGGAAGGAUGCGCAUAUCAGGAUUGGACUUUGAAGCAGAGGAGAACCUUUAG
Pistacia vera is the source of this 680-nucleotide messenger RNA. RefSeq lists its product as uncharacterized. The coding region runs from base 168 to 680 and encodes 170 amino acids. NCBI's taxonomy places the organism in Eukaryota, Viridiplantae, Streptophyta, Magnoliopsida, Sapindales, Anacardiaceae. The transcript has 6 exons. The record is from RefSeq and is a predicted model, not a curated record.